This is a messenger RNA of Aureobasidium pullulans EXF-150, 2007 nucleotides long. Its product is annotated as NCA2-domain-containing protein. Gene Ontology annotation, cellular component: mitochondrial outer membrane. Lineage: Eukaryota; Fungi; Ascomycota; Dothideomycetes; Dothideales; Saccotheciaceae. Bases 1 to 2007 code for a protein of 668 amino acids. The record is from RefSeq and is a predicted model, not a curated record. The transcript has 2 exons.
AUGUCCUUCGUCGUAGAUCAAGUACGGCGAGUGGACUCGCAGAUAGACCGUCUGCAAUUGAAUGCUCCACCACCAGUUGGACCUAUCAACAUCACUGGCGAUGACCAACAUUUUCCUUCGGACCGAGCGGAACAUCUACAAUCACUAGUCAAAUCACUGUCCAUACCUUCAACCUCAAGAAACCCGCUCCUCUCCGCGUCUCAGAUCCACCACUAUCUCUCACGCGCCCAAAUCUCGCUACCCGAAGAAGGAGAGGAUCUAUCCGUGAAGAAGCACGAUGGUGAAUACGAGCAAGAGUUGGCAUGGCUGCUGGUCGCAAAGGCUACAGUUCAGGUAUAUGGCUUGAUACUGUCACGACUACUGGAUGAGACUGUCGCGCUCGCAGAUGAUGUCUGGUACUGGGAUCAGGUGCUAGGCAGCCAACACGCGACCGCGCUUUACAGCAUUCAAACGGCACCUCUACGCAUAGCCGAAUGGAGCAACUACGUCUGGGCAGACGUGCGCAGACGGAGUGCCGACUUCACCAUCCGUGGUGCUGGCGCCGAGGCACAACAAAGCUUGACUGCCCGCUGGACUGAGUUCUACGGAUUGGUUAAAGAGGUGGUCAGGGAGAAGGGUGUCAAGGAGAUGCGCAAGCGUGUCGUGAGUCCUGUCGCUAGGGUUCGCGGUUCUGUUCGUCAAAAGCAGAAUGAGCUCAAGCGCUGCAGGCUCCGUGGAGCCAACGCACUCGGUGUGCUAUUAGGAGAAGGCUUGAUGAAUGAGAACAUGCAUGGCGAGGGCUUCGCGACACCGAAUGGUACUCAAGGCCGUGACAAGUGGAAGGCUAGCGUGGCACGUAACGUUGCUCUUAUGGACGCUGUUCUGGCCAAGGUCAACGAAGAAGAGCUUGCCGUCGAUAAGUUCGAUGCAGCCAUUGCGGCAGCCACCGAUGACGACCCUCUCUACGACGUGGAGGUCUAUACUCAGGAGAGUGGAGAGGUUUCCGAGCUAGGUGUGCAUCCGGCCACAAUUGCCGACAGACUGAUCAAAAUGCUACAUGCGAGGAUUCCGGAGUAUACUCAGCAGUCUAAGGUUGUGGUUCAGAAGCACGGCAAGCCGUCGCGCAUUGUCCGAUACUGGCUUCCAAUCACCGUCGGCAUUCUCUCCUCGAGCACUAUCCUACGCUAUCUGGUCAACCGCAAGGCGGAAAUCCUCACCUGGAUUCAAGAAUUUGGUCACACUAUCCGCGACUUCUGGAUCAACUGGUGUGUAGAGCCCACUCGCAAGGUUCUACAGACAAUCCGCCACGACAAGGACAGUGAAGUUUCGAUCAUGUCGAAAAGAUCUUUGGAAGGCGACAGAGCUAGUCUGGAACGUAUGGUCGUGGACUUUGCAGUCGACAACCCAGGAAACGCGACAGAGACAGGCAGCCCGCUUACAGAAGCCGAGAUUUCAAGCAUCAGAUCCAAGGUUCGCGAAGGCGAUUUGACACCAGUACUCAAGGCAUACGAGAAGGACCUCUCCAGCCCCUUCAUGGGUACUAUUCGUGGCAACCUGAUUCGCGCACUGCUCAUUCAAGUGCAAAAGACAAAGGUUGACGUCGAGGUGGCUAUGGGCGGCAUCGACGCAUUGCUCAAGAGUCAGGAAUUGGUGUUUGGCUUUGUAGGCCUGACACCUGGAAUCCUCGUCACAAUUGGAAUCUCGCGCUGGUUGUCAUCUUCAUUCACAUCCCGACGCGGUGCGGACGCAAGUCGCAAGCAGGGACACAUGAUGCGACAAUUGCGCAACAUUGACCGUGUACUCACUAACUCGACACCGACAGAAUUUGGAGAAUUGUACUACAAGGAUCAUGGGCUGUUGCUAUGUGAGGUGCACGUUUUGCGUGAGGCGGCCCACAAAGUUAUGCCCGCACAAAUAUUCAGGGACUUUGUCGAGGAUGUGGAGGAGUUGGUCGAUGUCCGAACCGGAGUCAAGAAGCAGAGAAAGGUGGUGAAUAGGAUUCGCUGGGCAUACAAGCGGUACUUUUAG